AUGAUGGAUCUUUGGACUGAACUGCAACACGUACGUCGUCAAUGUUCUGACUACAAGGAGCAAACGCUUCGAGAUCUGGCAAAUCAACGCGAGGAAUUCGCACGUGUAAUGCGUAAUAUCGGCGGUAUUUCACGUCAGCUGAGUGUGACCUAUGAUGUGAGUGCUUUAUCCCCGAUAAUCCCCGAUAAUCCCAUCAUUUGCCGAAAAAUCUGCUCACCAAAACCUAUCAAGAAGCUCUGUAAAAAGCUAAACCGAGCAUGCAAUCUGUAUCAAUCAAGAGAUUUCACGGCUUUGAAAUAUUGA
Molecule: messenger RNA, 303 nt
Organism: Anisakis simplex (herring worm)
Lineage: Eukaryota; Metazoa; Nematoda; Chromadorea; Rhabditida; Anisakidae
Source: the annotation of a GenBank genome assembly